Haliaeetus leucocephalus (bald eagle) is the source of this 2135-nucleotide messenger RNA. It is a transcript of the gene ZSWIM1, whose product is annotated as zinc finger, SWIM-type containing 1. The transcript has a single exon. Gene Ontology annotation, molecular function: zinc ion binding. NCBI's taxonomy places the organism in Eukaryota, Metazoa, Chordata, Aves, Accipitriformes, Accipitridae. The record is from RefSeq and is a predicted model, not a curated record. Bases 1 to 1707 code for a protein of 568 amino acids.
AUGGCGCAGGCCCCGCCGGGCCCGGGCCGCGGCUCCCUGGUGGCCUACGAGCUGGGCGCGGGCGGCCGCAUGGCCUCUGUCAGCUUCCAGAGCGCCGCCAUGGGCGGCGUUUUCGCCCGCUUCCCCCGGGCGCUGCUGGUGCACCGGGCCGCUGGGACGGCCGGCCGGGUCCUCUACGUCUUCCUGGUGGCCGGACCGGCCCCGGGGCUGCAGGGCGGCAUGGCCAGGGUGGUGCACCUCGCCGUCCCGCGGGACGAGUCGGCGGGGAGCCUGGCCCGCAUGUACGGGGCGUUCCGGGCCUUCAACCCCGCCUGGGCCGAGACCCGGCUCCUGCUGGUGGGGCCCGGCCUCCCCCAGCCGCUCACGCUCGCCCAGGCCUUUCCGUCAGCGGAGGUGCAACUCUCCGUCUUCCACCUCUGCAAGCGCCUGCAGCAGCAGGUCCAGCGGCUGGCCUUGGAGGACCGUGUCGAGCGCCUGAUCCUGGCCGCCCUGAGCGACACCGUGCACGCAGCCACCGAGAGCAGCCGCAGGAAGAUGCAUGCGCUCCUGAGGGACCUCGUGGCGCCCGACUUGCUGCCUCAGCUCCAUAUUCGCUGGCUGCUCGAUGAUGAGAUCUGGGCUGCACACAGGGAGAGGAGUUGGGGGGAGGCCAGUAACUACUUUAGGGACCUGGAGAUCGUUACCCAGGGGUUAAGCCAGGUUUUCAGCGCUGAGCUCGCUUUGGAGAGCUGCAUCACCUCCUUAGCCCGGCACUACCAAAAGUGUGUUUCUAAGAGCCCUGCUGAUGCUGCGAUGUGCUCCGCUCCCCAUCCUGAUCACUGUGCCGCUUGGGCAGCUCCCCAAAGCCUGCCUGCCUCAGGUUCGCCUCUCGCCCCUGUGGCGUGCCAGGGUAAGCUGCUUCAGAGCUCCAUCCAGGCCUCCCCCACCACAGCAGCAGCUCAGCAGCAGCAGCCAGUGCCGGCUUCGCUCACAGCUGCUGAGAGUCCCGUGAUUGUUCUCCAGAGUCGACCGUCAGCUCCUCAGCUCCCUGCAGCUCUUCAGCAUCAGCCUGAAACCCCCCAGGCUCUCCUCCUCCAGAGGGAGCCCAUGAGCCCUCAGUCCUCAUUAGAUCCUUCCUCUCCUGUGGCUAAACUGGAGGCCACAGAAAACCUGGAGGGUGACAGUGAAGAGGAGAUUAACAGAAGGACUGAGGAAGGCAUCAAGCAGUCUUUGAGUGAUAUUUGCACAGAGCCCGCUGCCAGACUGUGCCUGAGUGAGUUCGCAGUGGUUCAGAAGUCCGUGCAGCUGAUAGGUACCGGGGAGGAUGCUCUCAGCAUACAGGUUCUGGAGGAUGCCCACAGGGUCAACAUGAAAGGCCCGAGCAGCUGCACUUGCCACUUCAACCAGGUCUUCCAGCUGCCCUGCCGGCACAUCCUGGCUGUGCUGAAUUCGGACAGGAAGACCUUGCAGCCAGAGAUGCUCAGCAGACAGUGGCAGAAGGGAUGUGAUGCCCAUCAGGCUGGGCAAGACAGUGCUGAUGGCCUCCUGGAGAUCCUGAAGAGCUCCUGGAAUGAGUCUUUGGAUAAAUCCCUGGUGGUGUCCUUCCUCACGGCAGAGGUCAGCCGGCUUCUCACCCACUGCAGCAGGGAGGAGUUUGAGCACAGGUACAGGACACUCCGGGAGCUGGCUGACAGCUGGAUUGGGCCCUACGUCGAGGUGAAGCUCUAGCACUGAGCGGGAGCCGAGCUGGCCGCUCUGUGUGUGAGCCCUCGGGAGCAGCGGGGCAGCAGAUGUGUGGGAGACCUGUUUGUCACUCUGCUGGUGUCCCGGCUUCCACAUGCACUCCCCUCAGCCUGCCACCCUCUCAAGGCUCAGCAUGGAAGGGGCAAUUUGGGCUCCUUAUCCACUGAGCGAGCGUCACAUCUUGCACAGGGCAGCUGAGGAACCGGAUUGGGAACUCUGGAUCAUGCUGGAUGGGUAGCUGGCCACUGACCUGGCUAACAGGAGAUGUGGCUGGGAGCCAACCAUGGGUGGUGUGGUGUGGGAGGUGAUGGUGUAAUAACAUGUGACAAAAUUACUUGAUCUGCAGCCAGCACCUGCAGGUCCUUCCAGCAUCCAGCUGCGAUGUGUUGUGCAAGAAAGCCAAUAAAUCGGCA